UUUCUGCUUUUAAUGUGAAAUGAAACUUAGGGAAAAGAGUUGGGAACUGGAGCUAUAUGUUCAGCCCACCCUGACUUUAAAAGGAGUGAGAUUUGUGUGUUGCUUCAAAAGAGAGAAGCACAUUUGAGGACGACUGGACUUUGUUACCAGAAGGGUUGGAAAUGCUUGCACAUCGAAACCUAUGCACUCUGUGGCUUUUGCUACUUCUCCAUGUCACUGCAAGUGCAAUGAAAUUUAACCUGUUCAAAAGGAACCCUGAGCCCCAGGAAGGGAAUGUGAGGUUGUUUGGCUCUGAGAGUGAUUCAGAAGGCCGUGUAGAAGUCUACCAUGACGGAAAAUGGGGAACAGUGUGCGAUGAUGGCUGGGGCAUUGCUGAGGCCCAGGUGGUGUGUCGUCAGCUGCACUUCCCCGGAGCAAAAUCUGUUGUCAUUGGGAAGGACUAUGGAGAAGCAACUGGACCCAUUUGGCUGGAUGAUAUGAAAUGUAAAGGCAAUGAGAACCUACUGUCAGCUUGCGAAUUCAAAAACUGGGGAGUAACCGACUGUUCCCACAAAGAGGAUGUUGCAGUUAUUUGUGAAACAGCUGAUGUAAAUGCAACCCUCCUUGAUUCUGCAUACUCACUGGACCACAGCAGCACUCUGUCUGAUGAGCUUGGCCAAAUCUUUGACAAUGGGAAAGGCUGUGACUUCCUCAUAAUAGUCCAGAGUGCGACUGGAAACAGACAGGAAGAUGGGACCCCACAGAUGGUUGAGACAACGUUUUGUACACACAAAAUGGUCCUCUCACCAUUCCCAAACUUCAAUGCUUCAGAGGGGAACACUAACAUCACGGUCAGCGUCAGCCAGUUUUGCCUGCCACAUUUCACCUCCUUCAUCAGGUACAUUUACACCCACAAGAUGGAUGUGACCUUCUCCUCUGCGCAGUGCCUCCACUGGAUGGCUUCUAAGUUUGGAGUGAAGCGGCUCAUGGCGGACACAGGCCGGCUUUUCAUUAAGAUCCUUCCAGAGGAUGCUUUGUUUCACACCCAGGUGUCCCUUUACAAAUACGCAGAGGAGACUGGGGACUUGGUCCUCCAGGAGAACUGUAUUCAGUAUCUGGCCUGGAACUACCAGAAUCUGACCAGGUCCCCUGCUUGGUCUGGCCUCUCUGUUGAGCUCCUUGGAGCCCUUCUAUAUCGUUCUGACCUGGUGGUGCCAAAUGAAUAUUUUCUGCUUCAGACUGUAGAGAGCUGGCUCGUAGAGAAGGGCAACUCUACCAGUUUGGACACCCAGGCUCAACUUUUGAGUCGUAUUCGCUUCCCUAUGAUCCCCGCUGAGAAACUGUAUGAACUGGAGUCCAACUCUUCUCUCUACAGCACUCACAUGAAUCUGUAUCGUGAAAACAUAAUGAAAGCACUCCAGUUCAAUGUUCUGCUCUUCAGCAAUCUCGCAUCCAACCCAAAGUUCAACAAAGAAACUGAUGAUUACCUGCCCAGGAUCUACACUGCUAAGCCAUGGAGCACUGACAUUGACCCCUCAAAGGAAGUUCACUCACAUUCAGCCCAAACCCGCCAUAACUAUAACUAUAAUCGUAACUUUAACUAUAACUAUAAUUAUAACUAUAACCGCAACUAUGGCACUCAUGACUAUCUUUAUACCACUGUUAGUCCACACACACAGACCAUAACUGAGUCAUUUAGCGCACCUGUCCACAACAGCCUGAUCUUCAAGGACAACAAGAUUCACUGGGAGGUAAAUGUCAUCAGGAAACAAGCUCAAUGUCCAAGCUCGAAAUGCGAGUCGCUCCCUGUGGUGAAGCUGGCUUCUCAAAACCACUCAAACAAGCCGGGUAAUGUCGUCUUUCGUAACCAGCUCCUGCUAAUAUGCCAAGGCAAGUACAUUUGUCAGGUCCACGACUUCAAGGAUAACCUGGCUCAUGUUACCGUGAAUGGGACCCACACUGUUGCUUAUCCCUGCCGUGGUGACGAGUACACAUACCGUAUUGUAGUGAGACCAGAGUAUGUCUGAUCCAGUAGCAGGGCCAGGCUGAUCAGUAUGUCUGCUUAUUGUUCAAUACCUUUCAAUGAUGCGGUAAUAUUAUCAGAAUGAUUGUUUUUCAUUAAUCUGUGUUGGACACUUCUAUCACCUGGCUGUCUUAAUUCAAGUAUCCUUUCAUGAUCUUUUUAAAAUGGCAAAUAAAUUACCUGAUUUCUAGACA
Scatophagus argus is the source of this 2196-nucleotide messenger RNA. RefSeq names its product galectin-3-binding protein B-like. Gene Ontology annotation, cellular component: membrane. The transcript has 6 exons. The coding region runs from base 162 to 2006 and encodes 614 amino acids. Gene Ontology annotation, molecular function: protein binding. Lineage: Eukaryota; Metazoa; Chordata; Actinopteri; Scatophagidae. The record is from RefSeq and is a predicted model, not a curated record.